ACUCGCGCAGUGGCACCAGCCUUCCACCAGGGAGCCUCGAACGAGCUCUCCCGCCCUCUCCCCGCCCCCCCACCCCCAUCUGCAGCUUGCUGGCUCUCUCUUUCUCCCUCUCUGUCUCACUCUCUCUCUUUCUCUCCCUCUCCUAUCGGAGCACAAUGAAAGCCUGUGUAUCGCCGUGACUCCGGGCGGGAGCCAGUGUCAGCAAAGCGGCUAACAACAGACGAGAAAGAGAAAGGAAAAUACAAGCUACUUUUUUUUUUCCAUCUAUAAAGCGGAGCAAACACAGGAGAUAGAACCACAUUGCUUAUUGCGAGUCCAGACCCUCAGAUCCACUGGCCGGGGAUGGAAUGUACAAAAGUGGACAGAAAAGUGGCUGGACAUGACUCGGUGCAAUUUGCUGGAAGUUUGUAAGUUUGACCAUCGUUUGUAAAUUACUCUCGGAAGAGUUUGUCUCUCUUGAUACUGUAUUAGAAUAGAGCCGGGGGUGAGGAAUAGAAACGUAAGCGGGAAAGAAAAAAAUGUGUUGAAGGAUCUCUCUCAGUGGCUAGCGACUUAAGAUUGCUUUUCAUUUAAGGCUAGGAAACCUUAGAGGGAGUGAGGAUUUUACCGGUGAUUGGAUUAGCUGAAGAAAAAAGCAUGGUCCAAAAGUCCAAUUACUGACAUUGUUAACAGUUGAAAAGCUGUCUCCCUCUUUUGGGAGAAGACAACAUCCUACAGUACCCCAAAGAGGAGAAAACACCGGAGCGAAAGGAAAGGGAGGAAAAAUUAAAAGCCAAAAGACAGUCUCCCUUGAUUUUUGCACAUUUUGAACAGUGACUUAAACAUCUUCUGAAACAGCACUGUUUUGUUUUGUUUUGGUUUUUUAUUUAACCUGAGGAAAAGUCAAGGCUGCUGGUUACAUAGACAUGGUAGAAAUGUGUUUCUCUGCAGAAACAUCCCCAUAAAGAAUUGUCGGAAACAACUAGGUGAGGGGGAGUCCUCUCUAUUAAUACCUCUCUCAAUACCUUUUGCUGUGUGUUUCUGUCUCUUGCUGGACAAUCCCUGAAUUCUUGAUCUAACCCCUAGAUCGUGUGUUUACAAAGUACCUAGUGGCUCUUGUCAGCUUGGUGGGGGGAAAAAUCCACCAACUCUGUCCAACUUCUCCAGAGCUGUCAAAUGCAAUUAGAGUAAGUUAAUCAGGGUUUGUUUCCAACUUAUCCUCCCCCCAGUUGGUUUCUAUUCUUUCUCCCCACCCUCUUUUUACUAACUCCCCUCCCCCACACCUUCUCCACGGCUCCCCCACAACCUCUGAAGACCUCUAUUCAUGUGGCCCUGAACACUGAGCUCACAUUGUCAAAAACAGACUUGCCUGCAAUAGCCAGCAGUAACCUCUUUCCACCUCACCAUCCCAGAGGCAGCAAUCAUUGUGUCCAGUAAGAUGGGGGACACAGCGCCCCCGCAGGCCCCCGCAGGAGGGCUAGGGGGGGCCUCUGGGGCGGGGCUCCUUGGAGGGGGCUCAGUCACCCCGAGAGUGCACAGUGCUAUCGUGGAGCGCCUCCGGGCUCGGAUCGCUGUCUGCCGCCAACACCACCUGAGCUGUGAAGGACGCUAUGAACGAGGUAGGGCCGAGAGCUCAGACCGGGAAAGAGAAAGCACCUUGCAGCUCCUGAGCCUUGUACAGCAUGGCCAGGGGGCAAGGAAGGCUGGCAAACACACCAAGGCCACCGCCACUGCUGCCACCACUACAGCCCCUCCACCGCCCCCUGCUGCCCCUCCUGCGGCCUCCCAAGCAGCAGCAACAGCAGCCCCACUGCCCCCACCAGACUAUCACCAUCACCACCAGCAGCACCUGCUGAACAGUAGCAAUAAUGGUGGCAGUGGUGGGAUAAACGGAGAGCAGCAGCCACCCGCUUCAACCCCAGGGGACCAGAGGAACUCAGCCCUGAUUGCGCUCCAGGGUUCCUUGAAAAGAAAACAGGUAGUUAACCUAUCUCCUGCCAACAGCAAGCGACCCAAUGGCUUUGUGGACAACUCAUUUCUUGAUAUCAAAAGAAUUCGUGUUGGGGAGAAUCUCUCUGCAGGACAAGGUGGCCUCCAAAUAAACAAUGGACAAAGUCAGAUUAUGUCAGGGACCUUGCCUAUGAGCCAAGCACCCCUGCGAAAGACUAACACUCUGCCAUCCCAUACACAUUCUCCUGGCAAUGGCCUGUUUAACAUGGGCUUAAAGGAGGUAAAGAAGGAGCCAGGAGAGACUCUGUCUUGCAGUAAGCACAUGGAUGGCCAAAUGACCCAAGAGAAUAUUUUUCCUAAUAGGUACGGAGAUGACCCUGGAGAACAAUUGAUGGAUCCUGAGCUGCAGGAACUGUUCAAUGAACUGACCAACAUAUCUGUGCCUCCCAUGAGUGACCUUGAACUGGAGAACAUGAUCAAUGCCACCAUAAAGCAGGAUGACCCAUUUAACAUUGACUUGGGUCAGCAAAGCCAGAGGAGCACACCUAGGCCCUCCUUACCCAUGGAGAAAAUAGUGAUCAAAAGUGAAUACUCACCGGGCCUGACUCAGGGCCCCUCAGGCUCUCCUCAGCUGAGGCCCCCAUCAGCUGGCCCCGCAUUCUCCCUGGCCAACUCUGCCCUCUCCACUUCGUCUCCAAUCCCUUCAGUCCCUCAGAGCCAGGCUCAGCCUCAGACAGGCUCAGGAGGAGGCCGGGCCUUGCCAAGCUGGCAGGAAGUAUCCCAUGCCCAGCAGCUCAAACAGAUAGCUGCUAAUCGUCAGCAGCAUGCCCGGAUGCAGCAGCACCAGCAACAGCACCAGCCUACCAACUGGUCAGCCUUGCCGUCUUCUGCUGGACCAUCACCAGGUCCAUUUGGGCAGGAGAAAAUCCCCAGCCCUUCUUUUGGUCAGCAGACAUUCAGCCCACAGAGCUCCCCCAUGUCUGGGGUAGCUGGCGGCAGCAGCCAGUCGAAAGUAAUGGCUAACUACAUAUACAAGGCUGGCCCCUCAGCCCAGGGUGGGCACCUGGAUGUGCUCAUGCAGCAAAAGCCUCAGGAUCUCAGUCGAAGUUUUAUUAACAACCCGCACCCAGCCAUGGAGCCCCGUCAGGGCAACACCAAGCCUUUGUUUCAUUUUAACUCAGAUCAAGCGAACCAGCAGAUGCCUUCUGUUUUGCCUUCCCAGAACAAGCCUUCUCUGCUACACUACACCCAACAGCAGCAGCAGCAACAGCAGCAGCAGCAGCAGCAGCAGCAGCAACAGCAACAGCAACAGCAGAGUUCAAUUUCAGCUCAACAACAGCAACAGCAACAGCAGCAGAGUUCAAUUUCAGCUCAACAGCAGCAGCAGCAGCAACAACAGCAGCAGCAGCAGCAGCAACAACAGCAACAACAGCAGCAACAGCAGCAGCAGCAGCAGCAGCAGCAACAACCAUCUUCUCAGCCCGCCCAAUCUCUACCAAGCCAGCCUUUGCUAAGGUCACCUUUGCCACUUCAGCAAAAGCUCCUACUUCAGCAAAUGCAGAAUCAGCCCAUCCCAGGAAUGGGAUACCAAGUCUCCCAACAACAGAGACAGGAUCAACACUCUGUGGUAGGCCAGAACACAGGCCCCAGUCCAAGUCCUAACCCCUGCUCAAAUCCAAACACUGGAAGUGGUUACAUGAACUCCCAGCAAUCACUGUUGAAUCAGCAAUUGAUGGGAAAGAAGCAGACUCUACAGAGGCAGAUCAUGGAGCAGAAACAGCAACUUCUUCUCCAGCAGCAGAUGCUGGCUGAUGCGGAGAAAAUUGCUCCACAAGAUCAGAUAAACCGACAUUUGUCAAGGCCACCUCCAGAUUAUAAAGACCAAAGAAGAAAUGUGGGCAAUAUGCAAACAACUGCUCAGUAUUCUGGUGGCUCAUCCACAAUAAGCUUAAACUCUAACCAGGCUUUGGCAAACCCAGUUUCAACACACACCAUUUUAACUCCCAAUUCCAGCCUCCUGUCUACUUCUCAUGGGACAAGAAUGCCAUCAUUAUCUACAGCAGUUCAGAAUAUGGGGAUGUAUGGAAAUCUGCCUUGUAAUCAACCUAGCACAUACAGUGUCACUUCAGGAAUGAAUCAAUUGACCCAACAGAGAAACCCAAAGCAAUUGAUAGCAAAUCAAAACAACCCUAUGAUGCCACGGCCACCUACCUUAGGGCCAAGUAAUAAUAACAAUGUAGCCACUUUUGGAGCUGGAUCUGUUGGUAAUUCACAACAAUUGAGACCAAAUUUAACCCAUAGUAUGGCAAGCAUGCCACCACAGAGAACAUCAAACGUAAUGAUCACAUCCAACACAACUGCACCAAACUGGGCCUCUCAAGAAGGAACAAGCAAACAGCAAGAAGCCCUGACGGCUGCAGGAGUCCGCUUCCCCACAGGUACACCUGCAGCCUAUACCCCAAAUCAGUCACUGCAACAGGCAGUAGGUAGCCAGCAAUUUUCCCAGAGGGCAGUGGCUCCUCCUAACCAGUUAACACCAGCAGUGCAAAUGAGACCCAUGAACCAAAUGAGCCAAACACUAAAUGGGCAAACCAUGGGUCCCCUCAGGGGUCUGAAUCUCAGACCCAAUCAGCUAGGCACACAGAUUUUGCCUAAUUUGAAUCAGUCAGGAACAGGGUUGAAUCAGUCGAGGACGGGCAUCAACCAGCCACCAUCCCUGACGCCCAGCAAUUUUCCUUCACCCAACCAAAGUUCCAGGGCUUUUCAAGGAACCGACCACAGCAGUGACUUAGCUUUUGACUUCCUCAGCCAACAAACUGAUAACAUGGGCCCUGCCCUAAACAGUGAUGCUGAUUUCAUUGAUUCUUUAUUGAAGACAGAGCCUGGUAAUGAUGACUGGAUGAAAGACAUCAAUCUUGAUGAAAUCUUGGGGAACAAUUCCUAAAGAAGAAAGGGAAGACAAUUUACAAACCCCAAGCACUAAAAGGCAGUAUUUUACAGAAACUCUGUAGAGGCUGAACUGUUGAUGUUCAGGUGGACUACGUGAAGAUAACUUGCUUAAAAAUGGAAAGCAGAAAGUAACUGCAGUGAUGAACAUUUUGGUCCAAAUUCUUGUUUUAAAUCUUACACCUGAAAGUAAAACAUUGGGAUCACUUUUCCCUGUCUAAACUCCAGGACACAGUAUCCAAUUUAUCCAAACAGAACUGUGGUGUCAAUGUGUAAUUAAUUGUGUAAAGUAGCCUUCCCAAGUUUCUUUUUCCCUGGAAAAUAAAAAAGGUAAUAGAACUUGUAGUUUAUUUAAACCCCAUGUCAUGAGGAGGUACUAGUUCCAAGCAACAAACUCCUUAAUUUGCUCUAAUAGAUAGGUGUGGUUUAAUCUUUCCACUGUGUCUUUUCAUUUAAUUUUCCUGAAGCUUGCAGGAUAGAUUGAAAUGUUGUAGGUUUGUUUGGAGUAACCAAACAGUAUGCAAAUUAAGAAGAAGCCAGAGAACCUAGAAAACAUCCAGUGGAUUACAGAAUUUCUUCCCCAUAUUCACUCCUCACUUUUGCAAUUUUCCCACAAUCCUCUACUUCAGUGGGAUGCCGUGUCUAGUGAUUAAACAAAAAUAUAGAGCUGUGCAAUUUGAUUUUGGCUUCCACAACGAAUAUCUGAAUCCAUUCCAAAUGAAAUUUUAGAUAUAACAAAGACUUGUCCUAAUCAUACUGAAAUAUUGGUGCACACCUCUCUGCAUUGGAUUUCACUUUUUUAAAAAACCCAGUGGACAUUGCUAUAAAUAAGAUUUAUUUGGCUACAAAUAACCUGGGAUGUUGCUUAUUAUGAUUGAUGCCUGCUGGUUUGUUCCCAAGCUGAGUGAAAUUAGGCUUCAUCCUCCCUACUCAUUUUGAUGACUGAGGCUGGUUUAUAAGAAAAGGAAGUUUGGAGAAUAAAAUCGAGAUUAGAAAGUAUCAUGUUUUGCUUGGAGAUAAGAACCAGGAGUGGCAAGUACCAGUGCGUACAAAUGUAUUUCACGAAGUUUGAAGGAAAGCGUAAUCAAGAGGGAAAACAAUUUGUCCUUCAUUGGACGUAUUAUUUGGAUUUGGGUGAGCAGCAAAAUGAAAUGUGGUCUGUUAAGAGCAUUCUGUUUGUUCUUCUGUCCCUGAUGUGAUGAAUCAUUGCCACAUGCUAGAUGGACUUCAUAUCCAGGUUUUGUCCCUCAGGGCUGAGCACCGUAUUAAAGAGUUUUUGUUGAGUCAUUUAACCUUAGUGUCCACAUACAGAUCAGCUGUAAAAUGGGGAAGACGUGUGCUGAUUUGGAAUGAAUGCAACAUAUCACUAUUAUUUUCCUAAUUACAGAGGAGCAAAGGUUAUCUUCAGCCCUUUCAGUUCUAUGCUCAAAUAUUCAAAUAUCAAAUGUAAUUUAGCUGAAGUUAUUUAAUAACCAAGUCUUUCAAUAUCUGUUCAAAGAAAAAGAACACACUUUGAAAAUUCUGCAAAGCUCUCUCCCAGUCUUUAAAAUGUCUAGAAGCACUCUGCUUCUUUACAAUACCAACAUCACUGGCCCAGAAUCUUUCCUGUGCUAGGUUGUAAAUAUAAAUAAAUUACUUGUUUUGUAAACUUUUGUAAAGAAUAUUUUGGUAGAAAUACUUAAAACAUAUUCUUUGGGUUAUAUUUAUACAUAUGUGAAAUAAAUAUACUAUCAAAAGGUUAUAUUUUAUACAAAAAGUAAAUUGCUACCUUUUGUAUGCUAAUAUGCAAAGUUUUGUAUAAUAUGAUGGUUUAUUUUUAGCUCUACACUUAAACCAUAGGUGGUUGAGUGGGAACUUUUGAAAACUAUCAAGAGGCUUGUUAGACAAAUUUAUAUUCUGAAACCUCAAUAAGAAAGCAUUCCAGGUUUCAAUCCUUGUUUUUUGUCCUGCUCCCAAAUUCUUUUUUAAACCCAUAGUUCUUGUGUCUUAUUUGGUUCUUCUGCUGUGCACAUUGUAUUGGUCCUUGUUGCAUGUAGUCUACUGUGUGUUUUCCCAUUUUAUAAGGCAGCAUUUCUCCAUACAAAAAGAAAAAAAAUGAUGUACAUAUAAACGCUUUUAUUGUAUGGCUCCUCCAUGUUACUGUAUAUAUCUGCCAGCACUUCCCAGUUACACUCCUGUGAGUCGGCUUAUUUUUACCCUAACAUAAAUAGUAUGUUUUGUAGUAGUUAUCAAAUUUAAGAGAUAAAGCAAUCAGAAUGUUUGGAUUUUCUUCUAUCUUAAUGUGAAUUUCAUAAUUAAUGUCUAUUUAUUCAGCUAUUCAUUAAAAUACAGGAUUCUUUGGGAAAA
Molecule: messenger RNA, 7221 nt
Organism: Pongo pygmaeus (Bornean orangutan)
Lineage: Eukaryota; Metazoa; Chordata; Mammalia; Primates; Hominidae
Gene: MAML2
Product: mastermind like transcriptional coactivator 2
Exons: 5
Coding region: 1418-4873 (1151 amino acids)
Biological process (GO): positive regulation of transcription of Notch receptor target; Notch signaling pathway
Cellular component (GO): nucleoplasm; nuclear speck
Molecular function (GO): transcription coactivator activity
Source: RefSeq, a predicted model, not a curated record